Messenger RNA from Ceratitis capitata (Mediterranean fruit fly), 905 nucleotides. RefSeq names its product ficolin-2. Lineage: Eukaryota; Metazoa; Arthropoda; Insecta; Diptera; Tephritidae. The transcript is spliced from 2 exons. The coding region runs from base 31 to 798 and encodes 255 amino acids. The record is from RefSeq and is a predicted model, not a curated record.
UACAAAACAGUUAUCAAACUAAUGUGAACAAUGGUUUGUGUAUAUUUCGCACGCGUUUUCAUAAUAAACGUUUUCAUAUUCCUUAGCUGUGAUUUGUCAUUUGCAGUCGAGAAUAUAACUGAUGGGCCACUUAUCGAGGGACGACUGCUUAAUAGCGCUACUUUUGGACCCACGCUUCCACGAAGUUGCGCUGAGGCACUGACUGGCUCGGCGCAGAGCGGCAUCUAUCAGCUGUAUCUACCCGAGUGGCUGGAACAUCGCUUCUUCGCAUAUUGCCUGAAAGAUGCUAACGAUGGCGAUGCGUGGACUGUGGUGCAGCGUCGGCAGGACGAAUUGGUGAAUUUCUAUCGCAAUUGGCAUGAUUAUCAAACUGGUUUUGGUAAUUUGGAUGGGAAUUUCUUUAUCGGCUUGAGUAAACUGCACGCCUUGACACAAGUGCAGCUGCAAGAGCUGUGGAUCCAAAUGACAGAUUAUUUGGGCACAACUACCUAUGCAAAAUACGAUGGCUUUGCUGUGGGCGAUGAGGAGGAGAAAUAUGCUUUGACAAUACUGGGCAAAAAUUCCGGUACGGCUGGUGAGGCUUUGAAAGGUUUUCACGAUGGCCAAAAGUUUAGUACGUUCGAUCAGGAUAAUGAUGAGUAUAAGGAUAAUUGUGCGGAGAUAUGGAAAGGUGCUUGGUGGUACAAGGAUUGCUGGUGGAGCAAUCUCAAUGGUUCGUACAACAAAACUUUGCUUUGGAAUGGACGUUAUCCCAAUGCCAUGAAGUAUACACACUUAGCGAUAAGACCGAGAAAAUGAGAGAAAAUUAGAGCGAAAGUUGAAAAAAUUGUGUUGUUGUUGUUGUGAAUGAUGAUAUAAAAUAGUUAUUUAUUACUAAGUUCUCGUGAGGUCUGCAGAAGGUAUAA